Bombina bombina (fire-bellied toad) is the source of this 1228-nucleotide messenger RNA. RefSeq names its product ubiquitin domain containing 2 (gene UBTD2). The record is from RefSeq and is a predicted model, not a curated record. Bases 264 to 836 code for a protein of 190 amino acids. NCBI's taxonomy places the organism in Eukaryota, Metazoa, Chordata, Amphibia, Anura, Bombinatoridae. Gene Ontology annotation, molecular function: protein binding. The transcript has 4 exons.
GAGAGCCGUAACGGCUGACGCUGCCCCCCCGCUGGCACCCAUGGGAGGGUGUGUGGGCACCCACCACGACUCCUCGGGCAGCCUGAACGAGAACUCUGACGGGACUGGAGAUGUCCUUCACAGAGACACCUUACAAGAAAAAAACAACAACAUGGUGCGACCAAACACCUGAGCAUGCACUAAAUAAAUAGUGCUCACUUGUGGCUUUAGGUCGUAACCAACCUUUGAAAAAAGACAAACCGAAGUGGAAAAGUGAUUAUCCUAUGACAGAUGGACAGUUGCGGAGCAAACGGGAUGAGUUCUGGGACACUGCACCUGCAUUUGAAGGACGAAAAGAGAUUUGGGAUGCCUUAAAGGCUGCUGCACAUGCUUUUGAAAGUAAUGAUCAUGAACUGGCACAAGCAAUUAUUGAUGGUGCAAGUAUAACAUUACCACAUGGUGCCCUUACAGAGUGCUACGACGAAUUAGGGAAUAGAUACCAGCUGCCUGUUUACUGCCUAGCCCCACCAAUCAAUAUGAUUGAGGAGAAAAGUGACACAGAGACUCUGGACAUCCCUGAGCCACCACCAAACUCUGGCCAUGAAUGUCAGCUGCGCCUGCGCCUCUCUACAGGAAAGGACCUCAGGCUCAUAGUGCGCAGCACGGACACUGUAUAUCACAUGAAGCGGCGCCUUCAAACAGCAGAAGCAGUGGAGCCUGCAAGCCAGCGCUGGUUCUUUUCUGGACGACCACUCACAGAUAAAAUGAGACUGGAAGAACUAAAGAUCCCCAAGGACUAUGUAGUACAAGUUAUAGUAAGCCACCCUGUUCCAAACCCCACCCCAGUAGAGAAUUGAUCAUCUCAGAAAAAAAGACAAAUACGCACACCGUCCAUUUUCUCUCCUCAGAUCACUCCUUACUAUGUUUGUACUCAGCCCGUAACUUUUUUUUUUCUUCUUAAAGUCCCGCUAGUCUUUUGCUGCCAGAGCAAUGCAAUGCAUUCCAGGCCUCCUCGGAAGCAAAGAGAUUACCAGUGGGAGCCAUGUGUGUGUGACUGCAGACGGAAGAGCCGGCCUUCCUCUGAGGUCACUAAAGAAUAUUAUUUGACUUUCUUAAUACUGCAACAAAAAUACUUUUUAUAUCAGGAAAUCUGAUCUUUUUUAUCUGUUCUUUAAUGGUUUGGACUGUAUGUGGAUUAUUUAGCAUUGCACUUUUAAAAAAAAAAAAAUGAAAUCUUGAAACUCACUAA